CACCGUGUUGUGACACCGUCACGCGCUCGGAGAGUGUCUCCGCUGUCGUGAAAUGCCAGAGCUGUGUUUUUAAGGCGAAUCGUUGCGGUUGAACGCGUCCAGAAAGGGACAGAAGUGAUAUUUUCUGCCGCGCACUUUGGCCUGCUGCGACAGGCUGCGAGCGGAGAGUCGGUGAGCGCUGUAUCGCGGGGAUGAUGAGGUUUGAAGGUAGCUGAAGGAUAGAUAUAAUGUCUCCGUGGGACUGGAUGGUCUCUCUGAGAGUGAGAGAGAGGGUCUGUGGGCCACAGAUCAGCCCUGAAGACUACUGCUGAUCUUCAUCACCGUGUUUCGCUCUCUGCGUUUGUAGGGUGCAGUCAGAGGCUAUGAGCAGCAGCGAGUGUUUUGGUUGCGGCCGUACGGGCCACUGGAUCAAGAACUGUCCGAACGCUGGCCGUGGCCGUGGGAAGGGCCGUGGCAGAGGGAAAGAUCUCUUCUGCUAUCGCUGUGGAGAACCAGGCCACGUUGCGAGGGACUGUGAGAGGACUGAGGAUGCGUGCUACAACUGUGGCAGGGGUGGCCACAUCUCCAGGGACUGCAAGGAGCCCAAGAAGGAGCGCGAGCAGGUGUGCUACAACUGUGGUAAAGCUGGACACAUGGCGCGCGACUGCGACCACGCCAACGAGCAGAAGUGCUACUCCUGCGGCGGCUUCGGACACAUCCAGAAGGGCUGUGAGAAAGUCAAGUGCUACAGGUGCGGAGAGAUCGGACACGUCGCCGUACAGUGCAGCAAGGCCAGCGAAGUCAACUGCUACAACUGCGGGAAAUCUGGUCAUGUGGCCAAAGAGUGCACCAUCGAGGCCACCGCUUAGUCCCGUCUCCUCGUUCGCCCCUCCUUUUUCUGAUUGAUGGUUGUAUUAUUUUCUCUGAAUCCUCUUCACUGGCCAACGGUUGGCAGAUAGAGGCUAUUCCCAGGCCAGUGAGCUCUUGACAUGUAAAAGGAGGAAAGGGGUGGAAAAAAAACUUUCCACUUUCUGCAUUUAAUACAAAAAAAAUGUUUAUGUUUAGUUUGGUAGAGGUGUUAUGUAUAAUGCUUUGUUAAAGAACCCCCUUUCCAUGCCACUGGUGAACAGGGAUGUGUGAGAUGUGUUGAGUGGAAGAGCGUUUGUCAAGUAGGCCUCUAGAGGCUCGUGGACCUCGGAGAGAAAAGAAAAAAAAGAUGGUGAAAAAGAACCAUACAGAGAUCAGGGAAGCGCUCGCUUCUGAAUGAUUUGCAUUUUUUGUUUUAGAGGUGAGACUGAGGUAGCCUACGAGUGAUUGACCUGGAAAAGCAGCACAGGACACAUACGGUCGGGUCUAUCCAGGCCAAACCAGCAGCACGCAGCUAUGUGGAGAAAACAACAAAAUACAGAACCUGUAAUGUAACGCAAAACAACUUUAUAGCAUAUUCUGGAAACCUUGAGUAAUAACAGUGUCAGAAAAUGACAUCCUGUGUAAAACACGGGCUGUUUUUGAUCAUUUCGAGACGGCCAUGAUCCCAAGCGAUACGGACGGACGGAGUUCAGGUCGCUCUACCCAAGGUGGAAACUUCAAUGAAAUAACAAUAAAAGAAGAAGAAAAACACAAAAAAAGGUCAUAAAACAGAUUAGGAGUCGUAAGAAAGGUGAAUGUUUUCACAGAAAUCAAAAUGUUAUUUUUGUACAAUAUCACUUAGACUACUCUAAAAAUUAUAAUAAUAAUAAUAAAAAAAACUAUCAUUUGCUUGUACUCUGUUUUUAAGUCGGAAGGUAAAUGCAAUUGAAGUUCUAGGACAUAGAAAUGUAAUUUUAAACUAUCAAUAAAUCUGGAGGAGGAAGGGGUUAAA
Messenger RNA from Carassius gibelio (silver crucian carp), 1840 nucleotides. RefSeq names its product CCHC-type zinc finger, nucleic acid binding protein b (gene cnbpb). Gene Ontology annotation, biological process: positive regulation of cytoplasmic translation. Lineage: Eukaryota; Metazoa; Chordata; Actinopteri; Cypriniformes; Cyprinidae. The transcript has 5 exons. The record is from RefSeq and is a predicted model, not a curated record. The coding region runs from base 363 to 848 and encodes 161 amino acids. Gene Ontology annotation, cellular component: cytoplasm. Gene Ontology annotation, molecular function: single-stranded RNA binding; translation regulator activity; mRNA binding.